Messenger RNA from Esox lucius (northern pike), 767 nucleotides. Its product is annotated as ABC transporter F family member 4-like. The record is from RefSeq and is a predicted model, not a curated record. The coding region runs from base 10 to 693 and encodes 227 amino acids. Lineage: Eukaryota; Metazoa; Chordata; Actinopteri; Esociformes; Esocidae. The transcript has 9 exons.
GCUGGUGGAAUGGCGAAAGGCCGCCAACCCUGGCCGGUGCACCGAGCAAGAAUUAUUGACGUGGCAAAAUUUGAAAAAACUCUCCAAAUUAAACUGCGUGGGAUCGAGAUGGAGAAAGAAGUCACACAGCAAACAAAACGUCCUCACAUCCCAAACUCAAAGUACCGUGAUCAGGGGCAGACUGAGAAGGCUUCAAAGAAAAGGGUUGACAAUAAAAAGAGAUGUCCUUCUAAAUACAACCACGAGGAGGAGGAGGAGAAGGAGGAGGAGGAGGAUGAGGCGCGUCAUGACAGGCCUUCAAAGAACAAGCGGGCCAGCGAAGAGGAGGAGCGUAUUGGGGAUGAAGAGGACAUAGUACCACCCUCUAAGAAAAAGACAGCUGCUGAAUUUAGAAAACACCUGGAUGAACAGAUGUGGGAGAGAAGGAAACUUGACCAAAUGCAAAGAAAUUUGCAGGAGUUGAGAAAUGAAGUCCAUUCUCUUAAAAAUGAAAAUGCACGUCUGAAAGACAUUAUCAUCAAUCAAAUCCCUCAAAUGAAAAGUGACAUCGCCAUUAUUGCUCAAAAGAAGACUGGAAGGACUCCUGUGGAGGAUCUAGAUUCCUCCUUCUCGACUUUUGGAGAAAUGCAACCGACUCCAGAGAGGAGACAGAGCCCAGAGGACACCGAGCCCAGAGGACACCGAGCCCUUUAAAGAGAGUCCCAUGGUGACUGAGCGCUUUCGAGAGACACCACAGACUGCAGCAACAGCUGAGACCUCAGCGAAAA